AUGACAGGUGAAGUCAUCUGGACGAUCGUCUUCGGUAUCAUCGCCACAACCAUUGGCCUCGUUACAAUCUGGCAGAAUUUCCAGAUCGUGCAGGUCAAGAUCGAGAUUCUACAAAGGAGUCAGAGUCGUGCGUGGUACCGGUAUGGGAUGUAG
Endocarpon pusillum Z07020 is the source of this 153-nucleotide messenger RNA. RefSeq lists its product as uncharacterized. The coding region runs from base 1 to 153 and encodes 50 amino acids. The record is from RefSeq and is a predicted model, not a curated record. The transcript has 2 exons. NCBI's taxonomy places the organism in Eukaryota, Fungi, Ascomycota, Eurotiomycetes, Verrucariales, Verrucariaceae.